Molecule: messenger RNA, 969 nt
Organism: Lactuca virosa
Lineage: Eukaryota; Viridiplantae; Streptophyta; Magnoliopsida; Asterales; Asteraceae
Source: the annotation of a GenBank genome assembly
CCACCUAAACGAGUGGUUGCUUCUGCAUUCCCAUGGAUUUUCGAUAGGCUCCACAAUAACAAAACACCCACCAACGAAAUUUAGAAACUCAAAACCCAAAAUUAUAGGGUUUCCAAAUGAUUUUCUAACUUCAAAAUUCCCACAUACCACACACCUCUUUCUCCUCUGUUAGAUUAGUAGGAAGAGUGAGUGGUGAUGAAUGGGGUAACCGAAAGAUCAAAUUAUUAGUAGAAAGAGUGGUUGAAGAGAGAUGAGUUUGCAAUGGUGUCUAUGGCAAGCAGAAAUCUUUCAUUAACAUCCCUUCACAGGAAUCUUUAUAAUAGUUUCAAUUGCAGUUUAAAUCCUUCAAGAAGACACUCACCAAAUUCUGGUUUUCUUCCUGAUACUCGACCUUCUUACAAUACACUUGUUUACCAGGCAGUGAAACUUUUAGGCCCUCCAGCAACCUUUUAUCCCUCAAAACUACAAGUUGUUUUCAAGGGAGAAGAAACCGAUCAGUUCACAAGAAUUCUCCCAAGAACCUACAACCUUUCCCAUUGUGACUUCACUGCUAACCUCACCUUAACCAUCUCAAACGUUAUUCAUCAUGACCAGCUGAGAGGGUGGUAUAAUAAGGACGAUGUAGUAGCUCGGUGGGCUGAAGUGAAAGGUCAUAUGUGUCUUGAUGUUCAUUGCUAUGUUAGUGGACCGAAUUCCUUGCUAGACCUUGUUGCAGAGUUCAGAUACUACAUUUUCGCAAAGGAAUUGCCAUUGGUUCUUGAAGCAGUGUUGUAUGGGGAUCGUGUUCUAUUCAGUCAACAUAAAGAGUUAAUGGAUGCAUUUGUUCGGGUCUUUUUUCACUCAAGUUCAAGAAAGUACAAUCGAGUAGAGUGUUGGGGUCCUCUCAAAGAUGCUGCUAAGGGAAGAGUAGGGGAUCAAAUGCAAGGUUUAUUUGGUGGAAACAUGGAAUCAUCUACACCUCCAAUGUAA